UGCAGUGUCCAAAAUUAGUAAAUAAAGAUGGUGGAAGAGGCAGAGUUGUGUGCCGUAUCGUUUCUGGCAGAACGUCUUACAAAAUGAAGUGGAAACAAAUGAAGAAAACGACUGACUGGUCAUUAACACGACUACCCGCGCCCCGGGUUAUUUAAUUACAUCAAGAUCAGCGUUAAUUCUUGUGUAAACACUUGUGAACAACACGUGAUUGGGAGUAGAAAAGAGCCGACAGGAUUUUUUAAAAUUAUUGUCCCAAGAUAACGGCGACACCGAGGAGUCGAGAGGGCGAGAGAGAGAGACGGUUUCAAGUAAAAAAGCCUGAAAAGGUCCAGUUGUACGAGAGGAUAAUUUAGCUCCAGAGUUCACGUUGCAGCCCCUAAGAAUCCCUCAAAAUGGUGGUCGGUGAAGCGAGCAUACACAAUAUAAUGGGAGGUAUGGAGAGCACGGGUGGUGUUCGCCUCCAUAAUCACAAAAGAAAAUUAAAGCAAAGAUUCGAUAUAAUAAAAAAACUGGGUCAGGGUACCUACGGCAAAGUUCAACUGGGAAUAAACAAAGAGACCGGUCAAGAAGUGGCAAUAAAAACCAUAAAGAAAUGCAAAAUAGAAACCGAGGCUGAUCUCAUACGAAUACGUCGGGAAAUUCAGAUAAUGUCGAGUGUUCAACAUCCCAACAUAAUCCACAUCUACGAGGUAUUCGAGAAUCGUGAGAAGAUGGUCCUAGUCAUGGAGUAUGCAGCAGGUGGUGAGCUGUAUGACUACCUCAGUGAGAGAAAAGUCCUGGCAGAGGAAGAGGCCCGGAGAAUAUUCAGACAGAUCUCGAUAGCCGUCUUCUAUUGCCAUAAGCACAAGAUCUGUCACAGAGAUCUCAAGCUGGAGAACAUUCUCCUGGAUCAGUCUGGUAAUGCGAAGAUCGCUGACUUCGGUCUGUCGAAUGUUUUCGACGAUAGGAGGCUGUUGAACACCUUCUGCGGAAGUCCUCUGUACGCAAGUCCAGAGAUCGUCAAGGGAACCCCUUAUCACGGCCCCGAGGUGGACUGCUGGAGUCUCGGUGUCCUUCUGUACACACUGGUCUACGGUGCCAUGCCCUUCGACGGCUCCAACUUCAAAAGACUCACCAGACAGAUAUCAGCGUCUGAUUACUUCGAGCCGACGUUCCCCUCACCAGCGUCUCCCCUCAUCAAAGACAUGCUGACGAAGUGCCCUUCGAGACGAGCAGACAUAGAGAGGAUAUGCUGUCACUGGUGGGUGAAUGAGGGAUACGAUCAGAACUGUCUUGACAUCGCUGAAGAUUUAGCAGCUCAGACACCCGUUAGACUCGAUCUACUGCUGUCACUGGUGCCACAAUCGGCAAGUGCUGAUAAACUAGUCGUGGGGGAUCCCAGGCCUGAGCCACCUGUCUCCAGCAUGUCAUCCGAGACUCUUGUUCCCACGAGGUGUCACUCCGUGGGGAGUCUUAUGGAAUUGGACAGAUCGACUGAUGAAAAACUCAGGGACAUUGUAGAGGGAAUGGAGGAGGAGAGAAACACAGCGUCUGGGGAGACGAAGCGAAAGCUCGAGUUGACCCCGUCGAUGGAGGAGACUGUUGCUGCUGGAACUAAGAAGAAGGAGAGGUCGAGGAGGAAGGAAAAGGAUGAGGAGCGGGAACCCAAGGCAUACAGAUCCUCCUCCAGGCAUCACUCUGCACCGAUCGGGGCUGCCAUCACUGAGGAACCUAUGGACGUUGAUCUGAGGGAUCCAGAGUCUGCUGAUGCCCUGUUGAAGAUACUGAAGGACGCGCAGGAGUCUAAGGAGAGGAGCAAGACUCCCAUUGAGGGGAAUGAGGUUAGUGGAGAGGUUAAGUCGGUGGGUAAUAACCUGGAGGAGAAAUUCGUGGGGGAGAAGAGCCCAAGAGCUUCUGCUAAAGCAAGAAAAGAGGAGGUGGAUGAACAGAGACAAAGUCUUGGAGAUUCACAGGCUAAAGAGGCCCCUCCUGAUGGUGCUCAUUGCCUAGGAGAUGCAGGACAGACCGAGGAGAAGGCUUUGAAGAAGUCUGUGGACGAAGAUGCUGCUGUUGGUCCAGCUAAACCCACGGAGAGGAGGAGGUCGAAGAUAUUCGAGACUGCUGAGAAGUUCAAUCAACUGGCGAGCAGUGGAUCAAUGGAGCCAGACAAGGCCAAGAAGAUUUUCAUACCUGGGGUUAAUGUCGGUGGUGCCAAGAGGGCCUUCGAGAGGAAGGCUAGUCUAUCAUCGAUCGCUUCACCUGGUGCAGGGAAACAGAGUCCCAAAGGGAAUGGGGAGGCAGGGGAGAAGAAGCUGGAGAAGGAGGAGAAGGGUGCGAGUGGUGAGGGCGGUGCCAAGGGAGCAGAUCACUCAGAGGAGGAACGGAAACGAGAGGAGAAGAAAAGGGCUGUCGAUAUAAUUUCAGGUGCUCUAGGUAAGCCUCCAAUAAAAAAAUCCCUGAACGGCUCUCCACCCAUGACCCCGCAGACUCCAGACCCAAAGAAGCUCGGAUUAAAGAUCCAGGUGGGGCCCAACGAUGUGAGGAACGCGACAAUCUCGAUAACAACACCAGUUGACGAAAAAUACCCAGACUAUGAGAUAACAUCUGGUAAACCAAUAGCCGACGCCUCGUUCCCCACAUCCCCGGGGUCGAAGAGCCUGGAGACAUCGCUGUCAGAGGAGCCAACAAUGUCAAGCAAGAUGGAGAUAACCCUGAAGAGCGCUACCCUCCCGAGGCAGAGGAAAACGAGCAAAGCGGAGAUUAUCCUAUCAGGUUCCAAGCCCCCCUUCAAGUCCGAGGUCGAGGCGAAGAUUGACGCCUUCCACCCCCAGAAAUUAAGGACCCAGAGGUCAGAAGUUGCGUUCCCAGUGGCUGGCAUCGUCCCCCAGGCCAGUAGAUCAGCCAGCCUGGAGCCCGAGAAUCGAGGUAAAUCGAGUAUCAAGGAGAGAAUCAUCCCCAUCUCGGUGGAGGGUGGACACCAGAGUCCACCACCCCAUGCCAAGCCCCCAAUGCCACAGAGAUCAUCGUCCCAAAAGUCAGGGUCUCUUUCGAGGCAGUCGACUGCUGAUUCUGACACUGACAGUGCACUUGGAUCGACUGUAGGGCCUGAGCCUAUCAGGAAGAGCCCUCGGGAAUACAUUAUUCCUAUCGCUGUCGAAGGGGGUGGUUAUGUGACGCCUAGGUCAGGGAGUCUCGAGCCGGAGAGCAAGAACAGCACCCCUACGAGUGUCAAUGCACCCAGAUCGAAGUUCGGGAGACCUAGGAGAAUGGGAUCUCUCCUUUCUGAUGCGAGUGAGGAUGAGUCGCCUUUCUCGAGUCUUCACAGGGAUAGCGAUGACUUACUCCAGAGACAUAUGCACCGUCUGAGGAGUUCCCGGCCCUCGAAACAAGCCCCAGAACACGCUGAUAGUCUCUCCUCCGGGGAAGACGAUGAUGACGAUGGUUUUGAGUUACUGACAGCUGAGAAUUUAUUCUCAACUCUGCUGUCCAGGGUGAGAAGUUUGACUCAACGUCUGAAUGUUGAUGACAACAGGGGCACAUGCUUCCCCAGGAGUAGACUGCUGGACAGGCUGGGCUCCAACUCUUCUCAGGGCUUUUGGGGACUCCAUGAGCCACUUUCAAGCUACGAGUGCUUCAGUGAGACGGAGAUAAUCACAACGCGGAUGACAGAAACACCAUUCAGACGUUCCACGAGCCGGGACACUGAGAGAUUCGGCAGAAAGGACUCGGCAAUGUCGUCGAACCCAGGAACCCCCAACAGCCUCGGCAGGAGUACACCUUCACGUGAAAGCAUGUUCGAUGCUGGCUCCUCCAACACCCUGCCCAGAGAUAAAAGUGACGACACGGAUCUGGACUUGAAGAUGAUAAAGGAGCUGCAGGAGGACCCGGAUGAGGAUAAGAAAUUCACCCCAUGUUUGGCGCGUCGUCUGUCGCGUCAGUUCAUAGAGAAGACACGUCUGUCAUUGCCAAGAUCCCCAUCGAUUCUGCGGGAGCGUCUGCACAGAUCCUCCACGGAGGAGCCGCUGAGCCUGACGGAUCCCCUGGACCUCUCGCUGGCAUCGUACCGAAGCAGAUCGAGUGACAGGAGCCUCCGUCGAGCGGCGAGUCUCCUGGAGUCUUGCGAGAAGCAGGAGAGAAGCGACAGCCGGAUAGCUCGAAGAAGUGUGAGUCUGUUCGAGGAUAACGACGAGCUGCUUCCACCGCUACCCCGUCAGGUGAUGACCCUGGGGCGAAAAUACCGAGAGCAGACGAAGUCGCCGAGCAAUGGAAUAAGACGAGAGUCAUUCCAGACGCAGAAGAUCCAGGAGGAGCCGACGGACCUCGUGAGCAGUCCAAAGAAACCAGGAGAGCAGUCUGAGGUGGCAGGAGCCUUCUCAAUAUCCGAGGGCAGCUCCACCACGAACCUGGGGGACACGUCGAGCUUCUCAAAGUCCGGGGAGACGUCCCCCACGGAUUCAACCUCCAGGACUCAGGAGGACUUGAGCUCGUUCAGGGCUCACGCGAAGGAAUUCGAGAAUCGACUGCUGGCAGCUGAGAAUCUGAUUAAGGAGUCGAAGCUGAGGAGUUUGGGGAUCGGAAAAUUCGAUCCCAACCUGUCGUCGAGCUAUCGAGACACGGACAAGUGCGACAAAGAGCUGCUGGGCUCGAUGAGCGACCUGACGAGUUCGGUUUUAUCGAAGAGGAGGAGCUGUAUUCCCAGUCUGCGAUUGAGAUCCGGAUCCCUGACUAGGGAGGCGUCGGCUGGGAGGGAGAGGCGGGAGGGACUGGAGGAGGGGACCGGGAGGUCGACCCCCGAGAGGUCGCUCUUGAGCAAGUUCUUCAGGAGCUCGAGCAGCACGAGAGAGUCAGAGAGAGAUAAAUCGCCGAAAGUCAAGCGGAAGAUCUCGAGAUUCCUGAGGCCGGACUUCUUCGACACCCCGAGGGAGGAGAGUCAGUAUGUCAAGGAGAAGGAGGCGCAGAAAGCGGCGGAGAAUGAGAGGCGGAAGUCCAGGUUCAUGAGGAGAAAACAAGAGGCCGAGGAGGGAGUUGGGGAGAACUUGAAGGACGAGAGGCAGGAGAAAGAACUGAAGAAUGAAGCGAAUACUCUGACGAGAGAGAAGAUAGACGAGAAGUCGAGUGUCAAAGAUGGCGGUGAGCACGAUGGAUCGAACCCUGAAGGAAGGGGGGAAAGGCAGAGUCCGAAGAACUCAUUCCUCCAGAGUCUCGAGAGGAAACUGGAGAGAUUGAGGUCGAAUGAUGAUUCAAAGCUGACGAACGGAAGUCCUGAGAAGGAGAGCUCGGUAGCAGCUGGUGAGGGUGAUGAGGAGGUGAGUCCUGGAGGGCUGAGGAAGAUCGCCAGCGCUGAGGAUUUAUCACUGGAGCCUCAGAGCUCUCCGGUACCAGCGAAGUCCAAAGUGUCCUCGGUGCUCGGGCUCUUUAAAAACGAUUCAAAGACUUCGGUGAACGGGGGCAAGCAGCAGAGCACUCUCCUCAGUAAAUUCCGAAAGAAUACGUACAAGGGCUCGAGGUCCGACACUAGUGUGAUAACCGGGGAGACCGGGGGGAGUAAGAUCCCGACGAAGGCAAAGCUGGAAAGCAAAAUCACGCCGAAGGUCCCGCGGACAAAUCUGGAGAGAAAAAAAUCGCUGGAUAAGAUCAGCGAGUCCAAGAGGUCUCCACCGAAGGACAAGGGGAAGGAGAAGUCCCCGGUGGACAAGGUGAAGGAGAAAACUCCAUCGGAAAGGUCGAGCGUCGAGCGGAAAUCAGUGGUGGAAAGAUCGUCAACGAAAUCUCCGAAGAAAUUGAGCCCGGAAAAGUCAAUUGACUCCCGAUCCGACAGGUGUCUUCCAGAGUACCGAAAGUCCUCGGAGAAGACCGAGAAGAGCUCCUCGAUCAUCCGGCUCUCCCCCCCGAAGAAAACGUCUCCCGACAAGACAGUGGACAACAAGAAGACUGAGAUGAAGGCGACUGAUAACGAGGGAAAAAUUGUUGUGAAGAAGAAAACUGUGAAGUCGGCGACGGCACCGCUGUCGACGAACGGAUCGGUUCCAAAGGUGGAUGACGAGAGGGUGAAGAAGGUGGUAAUCAAGAAGGAGAUCGUGGAGAAGGAAGGGGAGGACGGCACCAAAAAGAAGAGGAUUGUCCGGGUCGUGAAGAAAGUCGUCAAAAAGUCCGAGAGUUCAGAUAAAAAAACGGAGGAGAAGAGCAAAGAGAAACCUUUGAAAUCUCUAUCCCUAAAGAAGAUCGGGCUUAAGAAGGAGAAGAGUCCGGAGGCUGCGACGAAACCUGAAGUCCCAGCGGAAGACUUGAACAAGGGAGUAGGGAAAUCGAACUCAGUUCCAUGUCCUGUGAAUUCAGUGGAGAAAUCGGUUGAGAAGAAGGCGAUCAAGGUCGAAGCUGCGCCUGAGGAAAGUCAAAAGAGGGUGGAGAACUCAUUACCUCAAAAAAUUACUAAUCAUUCGUCAGAAGAGCCUCAGAAGAUGGUCUCCGCCGCUCCAGUGACUCUCACACUCGAGUCAUGUCCAAAAAAUUCAUCUCCAUCGCUCUCUCCCCCACGAGACCCCCCGGGAUCUGAGGCAAAGCCCCGGGUGAACCGAAGCAAUCUGAAGCUGGAUUUCUCCAAAGUCCCCCAGCACAGCUUCAAGCCACCCUCGGGUCUCAGGAGAGAAUCCCCUCGGCUGACGCCCCCGGACAAUCCGCUCCCAACUGCGUCUCCCCAGAAGAGAGAAUCGGAUUCCCUGACAGGCGAGGUGCCUCGUGUCGCUCCAGGUGAGCCUCUUCUCCCUGACUCCAGAUCGAGACCUCCCUCACGUCCCCGGGCCUCGGAAUUCUCUGAGGACAUUCUCUCCCCCACCGACGACUGCGAGAGCUUCGACUCCUGGUCAAUUUGCUCCAACGACUUCAACCAACGCUCCUCGGACUUCCACUCCCCCACUUCCCCGACGUACUGUCCCCCAGGUCGUGAUCACUCCGAGUCGAUUAUCGACAGAAUCAGGCGCAAAAGCUUCUACUCGAGAUUCAAUGAGCGCAAGCGGAAGAGCUCCCUCACAGCUUCUCCCUCGAGCCUCUCCAGCAUUAGUCCCCUUCCCACGUCGUCAACGCUCCCCAGGAAGUUCAGCUUCAGUGGUAAGGAUAGUGACAGGGUCAAGUCUCUUUCGGCGUCACCCAGGCGAUCCGAGAGACCGGUCACGAUGUACAACGACGAUCACGUGAGGUACAGGAAGUCACCGAUCGAAAGGGACAGGUACUCGGACGUUGGAUGUAGCCUGGGGGCGUACUCGGGGGAGAUGGAUCACCUGAGGAGGUACCGCAUCUCCCCUACGACCAUUUCGCCUGAUUCCACGCACCGGAGGUAUCAGGAUCUGAACUUCGAGAAUGAUCUUGGGAUUUACAAAAGCUCAACGCUCAGUGACACGACCGGUGAUUACAGGAGUGUCUCACUGCCGAGGAAGUACGGGUCCCUGGGGGCCGGGGUCGAGAGGAAGACUCCUGAGUAUUAUGAGGAACUCCUCACUCCCAGCAGGAUGGAGUUCUUGAGGAGGACUCCUGGAUCCGGGGAGGGGAAAGGGGAGAACGGGUAUACGAAUGGGCAUAUGGAGCUGGGGGAGACGGAGGGGAAGUGGAGGAGUUUCCCGGAGAAGGGAGGACUCGACUCCACCGAUGAGAGCGACAAGAGCUUCGGGGAAGAUGUCAGGAGUAAUAAUAAAUCUACAAAUGAAGUAAAAGAGCUCUCGGCUGCCUGUCCGGAUGCCGAAGCGGCAGCAUCAAUCGUCGAGUGAAAUUUCCCAGUAACAGAAAAUUCAUGUCAAUGUGCCAAAGAUCGUCAAGUAUCUCCACCAAUUUUCGCUAUCGAAGGAACAACGAAACUGACCAAAGAAUGCUUAAUGCUUAACUGUAACUCAAUCGUUAAACUAUGAAUUUUAUACGUACUUAUAAAUACUACUACGACGAUAGCUUUAAGAGGAGAAUUAGAGUUUUAUGGAAUUUGUUGGAAAUGCAAACGUUUGAGAUUUUUUGGGCAGCCUCAUAGAGACUGUCCUCUCUUUUUAUACAGAACUAAGGAUCAAAAUGAUGUUCGCAAUGAUUUUGAUGUUUCGGUGACUCGGUGAAACCUCAUGUGGAUGCUUCUUAUUUUUAAACAGUAGAAGAGAGUUUUUUUUGUUUUACAGAGUUCUUCAUGAGGAUUUUUUGAUCAUUUUCCAUGCAUUUCUUAUUAGAGUGUGUUUAUAUGAAUUUUAUAUGGAAAAUUCGGUCUUACUGAUUUUUAAGGAUUUUGUCUGAGCUUCCCAGUGCGAAAAACCUCGCGGAAAAUCCCAGAGAAUUCUAUAGAAAACCCCACUCUAUUUACAUUUAUUCAUUAAAUGAUGAUAAUCAAAUGACAUAGAAUAUUUACUAAUUAAAUCAUUGACUGUAGAAUUGCCUGAACUUUAUUUAAAAAAUCAACAGAAUUUUCCAUCGAAUUCUCUGCAAAAUUUCUGCAUAAUUAUUUCGUAAGUGUCUUUACGCCAUCUAGUCGCAUUUUAUUUCGUAAUUAUUCGUUGGCUCUGAUGAUUUAUCUUCGGAUAAAUCCUUCUAUUGUGCAGCCACGCGUGAUUUUAACUGGAGAGUCAAAUUUAAAGGUGGUGAUGAGCCUGAAAUCAUGUUCUCCGAUAGUCAGCGGUGCCUUCCUCAAAGCCAUUGGUUAAUACUCACUUCCGGUCUCAGUAGUGGCAAGAGAAUUAAUGAGAGACUUUAGAAAAUUUAAAUAUUCAAAUAAACUGUGAAGACUCCCCCCGUUGACGAGACUAUUUACCUCGCGGUUGAUAGGGCGGGUUUUCUUCCUGGAAUGUUCAACUGAGAACUCAAAGUUCGACGGUACUGUAGGUCUAGUGGCAAAUCCUUCGGUAAAUAUUUACAUGACACUUUUUUCGUCAAUGGUUGAUAAUGAUGUACAAGAAAUAGGUUUGAGGGAAAUUGUGAAUUUUGUUUCUUCAGGUUGUCUUAUAAAAUGUCUUCGAAUGUUA
This is a messenger RNA of Diachasmimorpha longicaudata, 8960 nucleotides long. It is a transcript of the gene Nuak1, whose product is annotated as Nuak family kinase. Lineage: Eukaryota; Metazoa; Arthropoda; Insecta; Hymenoptera; Braconidae. Gene Ontology annotation, cellular component: spindle microtubule; cytoplasm; spindle midzone. The transcript has 9 exons. Gene Ontology annotation, molecular function: ATP binding; protein serine/threonine kinase activity. The record is from RefSeq and is a predicted model, not a curated record. Gene Ontology annotation, biological process: protein phosphorylation; intracellular signal transduction; mitotic spindle organization. Bases 393 to 7736 code for a protein of 2447 amino acids.